UUCUCCGAGCAUGGGCGAAGCGAGGCCACGCCAUGCCCCACAUUUUGACGCAUCACCCUUUCCGGCGGUGCUUGUAGCGGAAUGUGUCAGAUUUCGAUGUUUUGUCCCUGAUGACGUCCAACCUCCAGGCCAGAUUCAGGCUCCAGUCCAGCGCCCUCUAUUGUGGACGAAGCUUGAUUCUCGCGUCGCUCAUAAACAUUCGUUAAACGCGCCGGUCUUCUCCACAUUCGCCUAAUGAUUUCGUUCGAAUCGAGCACGCGCCUUGCUGCCCAUCCAACAUCAGCUCUAGCGCUCCCACACAGAGACAACGCCAAGAUCUGAAUACAUCGACCGCCACGCCUCAAACGAGCCAAAACCACCGCCCGAACCGGUCGCGACGCCAAUGUGGCCCUUCUCCGGGUGUAGCGACAGCGAGGAUGCUUGUGCGCCCACUCCACCCUCGCUCCUGACCCCUUAUGCCAUCUUCUCGCUGCUACCGUUCGCCAUCGUCCUGGCGACCACGUACAUUACGGCCACGAGACACAUCCUCCCCCGCCUAUCGAAACCGCAGAACGGCGAGUCUCGAGACGGAGAGGGCCAUGUCCUACCCAGACAUGCACCCGAGGCCCUCAAGGCCGCCCACGCUGAGCAUGGCGAGAAGAGUCUAGACAGGCGGUUGACGCGCGCUGUGUUCGGCGCGACGGUCAGCCUGGCGGCCACGCUGGGUGCGGAGAUAUUGGGGGAGAUAUUGCGCUGGGGCGAUGGCUUUGCGCGAGAGUGGGCAUUGCGAUGGACGGUGAGAGGGCUGCUGCUCAUGAUGGUGGGCGUGCUGCCGUGGCUGGAGUGCAAGAACUUUGUCGCGGCGGCUGGAUGGAACUUUCAGCGCAACGCAAAGGGAAAAUCGGCAAAGACCGCGUGGGCUAUCCAGUCCGCGCUGUUCAAAGCUUGGAUCUUUGUCUUCUGGUCGGUAGGUGGUGCUGUGCCGAGCACAGGGGCUGCCCGGACGGGAAAUACAGUUGAUGACGGGUUGGUCGAGAUGGUCACGCGCGGGUGCUUGGAGCGGGUGGGUGUGGUCGGCAUCUGUCUCAUGGCGCUACUGGCGGGCUUUGCGUCGGUCAGUUCGCCGUGGUACACAUUUGGCGAUGCCUCACAGCGGCGGAGGCGGCCUGUGACUGAAGCGGACGUGACGAGGAAGCAAGCUGGUCUCGACGCCGCAAGCGAGAUGCUGCUCACGAAGCGGCACCGUCUGCAGAUGCUGGAGCGUAGGACGUCGGAGCCGAGUCAAGGCGCCAAGAGCGGCUUCAUGGGCAAGAUGAUGGGCUCGAUACGAGGUGUCUCGGGGGAGGAGGCGGAGAUGAGGACCCUACGCAUGGAGAUUGCCGGCCUCGAGACCAUGGAGGUCAACCUGGCGAGUAACCUCGCCAUCCUCAAGGGGCAGAGGGACGUGGCGGCCCGCGCUUCGACGCCUAUGGGCCGGUUGCUUCUCGUACCGUCAUACGUCUUCAGCUGUUACUGUGUCUACCGCCUCCUGGCUACGACCAUGACAACGUUGAGAAGAAUGUCGUCACCCUCGGCGAGCAGCUUCUCGAGCAGCGACCCCAUCAACAGGUUCCUCGGUCUUUUGGCACGGCACUGGGACCCCAAGAUGGACCAGCUCGCGUGGGCGCGGACCAUCAGCUUCGCCCUGUCGGGCGUGAUGCUCGUCCUGAGUGCCAACGCCGUGGUGCAGACGCUGCAUCUCUUCUCCCGGUGGACGCCCAAGGUGCUGCAUCGACACAUGCAGUCGUCCCUCGCGCUGGGCGCCAGUCAAGUCGCGGCCACGUAUGUCAUAUCGUCCCUGCUCCUGCUCAGGAGCCACCUACCAGGCGAGGUCCGCGACACGGUCAGCGGCGCCCUGGUGCGCGGUGCCCCCUUGAUGAGUCCUGCCUUUGCGGACGGGUGGUUUGAAGGGUGGUUCCUCAUCGGUGCGGGUGUCACGGGCAUUGGUGUCUGGUUGACGAGGCGGAUUGGCGGUAGGCCUGGCGAUCUUGACGGCGACGAGUACGCCAUGGAGGAGAUGGGCGCCAAGAGAUCAUAGCAUUAUGGGCAGCGUUUGUUUAUACGUAUUGCAACGUUAAUACUAUCACGACUAAUAC
Molecule: messenger RNA, 2114 nt
Organism: Emericellopsis atlantica
Lineage: Eukaryota; Fungi; Ascomycota; Sordariomycetes; Hypocreales; Bionectriaceae
Product: Abscisic acid G-protein coupled receptor-domain-containing protein
Exons: 1
Coding region: 383-2056 (557 amino acids)
Cellular component (GO): membrane
Source: RefSeq, a predicted model, not a curated record